AUGGACUCCUCACCCUACACACAUUCUUCCUCGAAUUCAGAGGUCGAUAACCUCUCUGAUUCUGACUGGCUUGAAAUAUCAAGCAACACUGGCUCUUCCACGGACAACGAUGACUCGGAGAGCGAUCUCGAUCGCGACGACGAGCUGAGCUCGAUGCCACUGUCCCGUAGAUCCUCCAUGAGCUUGGGGAGCUCUCGCGAUGGCGAAGUAGAUGCUUGGGAGGGAUUUGUGGAUGAUGCAGGUCGUAUCCAGACACCCUCAGUCCUUGGAGUCCUUGCAGCGCCCAUCGACGGAGAACUUGCGGCGCCAGUGGAAGAGGCUAGUGUUGACAGGGGACAGGAAGACGACGAAGACCUACGAGUCAAGGCAGCCCUCGAUCAAAGUAUGGUUAGCACACUUAGUGCGUCUCGUACAAGUUCUAGCGCACUCCACGCCUCGACAAGCACUGCCCACAAUUCGUUCAACGAUCUAAGACUUUCGUUCCCAGAUCCCCUUACUAGUUCGCGCGACGAACUCGUGCGGUCCUACGGAGACGUCCUCGAAGAAGAGGACUCUCGUGCGGUUACCGACGCUAAACCCGAUAUCGUUGCGGAGUCAGAAGAAGCGGUACAACCCACUCUCUCGGAGAAACAAAUCAUCGGCCGUCCAGAAGUGGUCACCAGUACACAGUCUAUACUCGACAGGCUAAACAACACCAAGUUCGAAAUUGUUCUUUACGGCAAUUCCUCCGAUAUCAAACUGUCCUUCGUCGAGACUCUGUUGCAGAAGAUUGCCGCCGGCGGUAGCUGGAUCUCCCUGGCUUAUAAAGACGACCGUGCUAGCAGAUGGUUCCCCGUCGAAGAGUUCACUGGCGACAAGUAUGAGCAUACCAGCUGGAUUCGCGUACACGACCUCACGGGCGACGUCACAAGCCCGACUACAUUUAGCGGACAUCAUCCCUCUUUAGCUAUCGUUUAUCUUCCGUCUCUUAUUCCGCCUGAGCUUUCAAGGCACACUCUUUAUCUCCCAGUUUUUGUUCCGUUCCCGUCCUUGACAGAUCCGGUUGGAUCAGGCGAACUUGCCCGCCGAGCUGCACAGGAUAAUUGGGAUUUAUUGGAUAUCCCCACCAGUAAAGUCCUUCGGCUCAAAGGGAAGAAUAGUAGCAUCCUGUUCGACAGCGAUGAUAUUCAUGAUGCCGAACCACGACAAGUCUAUCUUGCGUUACAGCAGUUGGUUAAGAAACCUCUAUCGAGUGGCUUUUCUGUGGCAUUAAUCACGAUCCUAUCUUUGAUAUUGGGUGUCAUCGUACACUCUGUAUUUCGCACUUCGGCGCCGACACCGACUAUUCCUACCCACUUGGUAGUCCGACCAACUGGGCAUCUUACUAUCCAGACUACGAAUAGUCCUGUAGGCGUAACUCGAGCUAUCGCCACCAAUCACAGUACUGCUAUCAUCUCGUCUCCCAUCAAAGACUUUGCGGUCGCAGUCGUCCAUCCAGCAUCUACUUCUUUGUCUGUCCGCCGGGUCGCUACUACCAGCAAACUCUUCAAGCCUGCGGGAAAGUGCAGCCAGUCUUCCACCACUGGUAUUGCGAUCCGCGAUGCUGCUGAGGUGAUGGUCCGUCCCUCUUCGGCAAUCGCGCCCGUUGCGUCGACUUCGGCUCUUGCGGUGGUUACACCGCUUCCUGGCCCAUCUCAGCCUAGUGUAGCUCCUUCAGCCGCCAAAUUUGUGACCACAACGGUUGCUUCUUCGCCUUCGGCUCUCAGCAUCCGGCUGGCGACGACGUUAGCUACUAUCUACGGAGAUGCUGCGAGGGCCGUCGUUCAAGCCGUCAGUCAGGAUGUGAAGGAGUUGAUGGAUGCGUUGGAUGCGCUACUCCAGGCCAUAGGCGACCAGACUUCCGUUUUAGUGAAGAAGUCCAAGGGCAAGGCGUCGGUCCUCAGGGAACAGCUGAACUACCGCAACAAACGUGCAAAGAUGAAGGCAAGAGAGUUGAAGGAUAUAGGAGAUCGAUUCGUGUCCUAUGCAGGCGAGCGGUUGAAAGAGAGAGCGAGCAGGGCGAAGAAGAGAGCUUCUCAGCUGCGCGAGUCCUGGGCGAAGUCGGAACCCAUACAGGCAUGUUGGAAGGCUCACGAAGGGACAACGGGGAGGAUUGUCAAGGAACUGUCGAAACACUCAAACUCGCUUAAGGCGGUGGCGAAGGCGCACGCGGCAUCUCACGAGAAGAUAGUGAAAGACAUAGCUGAUAGGACAAAGCAGCGUAAGCGUAAGGCGAGAGGCUUGAAGAGAGCGACCUCGGUUUAA
Messenger RNA from Pleurotus ostreatus (oyster mushroom), 2283 nucleotides. RefSeq lists its product as uncharacterized. The transcript is spliced from 3 exons. Bases 1 to 2283 code for a protein of 760 amino acids. The record is from RefSeq and is a predicted model, not a curated record. NCBI's taxonomy places the organism in Eukaryota, Fungi, Basidiomycota, Agaricomycetes, Agaricales, Pleurotaceae.